Molecule: messenger RNA, 690 nt
Organism: Aureobasidium subglaciale EXF-2481
Lineage: Eukaryota; Fungi; Ascomycota; Dothideomycetes; Dothideales; Saccotheciaceae
Exons: 3
Coding region: 1-690 (229 amino acids)
Cellular component (GO): cytoplasm; nucleus
Source: RefSeq, a predicted model, not a curated record
AUGACAUUGCGUAAUAAGUUGUAUACAUACAAGGGCGGACCGAGAUCAAUUGGCAUCCUUGCUGUGGCUCAUGCGAUAGACUUUGACAUUGAGGUUGUGGAAACGAAUCCACAAGUUGGGCUUUCCGAAGAAUACCUGAAGCUCAACAGGCUAGGCAAGACGCCGACGUUUGUGGGUUCUGACGGAACAGUCUUGACAGAAUGCAUGGCUAUUGCCCUCCAUGUCGCAAGUCAAGAUCCCGAGUCAAGGAUGCUUGGACCAACACAAAAGGACUUUAUCUACAUUGUCCAAUGGAUGUCAUUUUGUAACAGCGAUGUCGUGAAGAGAAUGGCCGCCUGGAUCCUUCCACUCCUUGGAGUAGCACCAUACGCCGCCCAAGGCGUCGAAAUGGCCAAGAAACAGACUGCUCAAGCUAUUCAGAUCUUGGAGGAUCACCUACGAGACAGAAGACAUCUUGUAGCUGACUGCUUGACACUGGCUGAUCUCUUCUGUGCUGGCUUGGUCAGCUUCGGCUUCGCAAACGUGUUUGACAAGGCUUGGAGAUCAGGGUUCCCUUGCUUUACGGCAUGGUAUGAGAUGGUGACGUCUCUCGAGAUGUACCGAGCUGUGCAGCCAGAGACGGUCAUGGUGGAAAUUGCUCUGGGACCCCCGACCCCAUCGAUGAGGACCACUUACACGGCUGAUGACUAG